AUGGGGCCUGGAUUGUUUUGGAACUUCCCUCCCAAGGCUGGCUGCACGGUUCCACAGAGCCUCCUGCAGACCAUGUUGCUGUCCAGGAUGGCGGGGAUGAAGGAGCAGCAGUUCACCGAGGAGAAGCCCCUGUUGCCGGAGCAGAGAGGGCUGGACUCAGACAUGGCGUCAGGGGGGCCGGCCUGCACCGCCAGCCCCGCCAGCCCUGCGCCUCUUAACAACCCCCCUCCCCCCAGUCGCCCCACUCACCGCUGGCAUGUCAUCGCACGGCACUGGCUCCGCCAGACCCGCCGUCGGACCAGCGGGGUCCUCCCGGAUAGCUGUGAGCAGCUGAUGCCAGCAGGAGAUUGGAAGGAACAUGAUAUUGAAACCCCUUAUGGGAUGCUGCAUGUGGUGAUUCGCGGUGCACCAAAAGGAAACAAGCCCGCCAUCCUCACCUAUCAUGAUGUUGGACUGAACCACAAGCUGUGCUUCAACAGUUUCUUCAAUAAUGAGGAUAUGCAGGAGAUCACCAAGCACUUUGUGGUUUGCCAUGUCGAUGCCCCGGGGCAGCAGAUUGGAGCAUCACAGUUGCCACAAGGGUACCAGUACCCUACCAUGGACCAGUUGGCUGGGAUGCUGCCCACUGUGGUGCAGCAUUUUGGAUUCAAGAGCAUCGUUGGGAUUGGAGUUGGAGCUGGAGCUUACGUCCUGGCCAAGCUUGCUUUGAUCUUCCCUGACCUGGUGGAAGGUCUGGUUCUGCUCAACAUCGACCCCAAUGGCAAAGGCUGGAUUGACUGGGCUGCCACCAAGCUUUCAGGUCUGACCAGCGCCCUGCCAGAUACUGUGCUGCCACAUCUUUUCAGCCAGGAGGAGCUGAUGAACAACACAGAGCUGGUGCAGAGCUACCGGCAACAGAUCAACAACACCGUCAACCAGUUCAACCUGCAGCUUUUCUGGAACAUGUAUAACAGUCGGAGGGACCUGGACAUGAACCGCAGUGGGACUGUGAUCAACGCCAAGACCCUCAAGUGUCCUGUGAUGCUGGUUGUGGGAGACAACGCCCCUGCUGAAGAGGGAGUGGUCGAGUGCAACUCUAAACUGGACCCAACCAAUACCACCUUCCUAAAGAUGGCUGAUUCUGGUGGACUCCCUCAGCUCACACAGCCUGGAAAGUUGACUGAAGCCUUCAAGUACUUUCUGCAGGGAAUGGGCUACAUCGCUUAUGUGAAGGAUCGGAGGUUGAGUGGAGGGCCAGUGCCCUCUGCCAGUAUGACCCGCCUGGCUCGCUCCAGGACGGCCUCCCUGACCAGCGCAAGCUCCAUUGAUGGGUCCCGCUCUCGGGCCUGCACCCACUCCGACAGCACUGAGGGAGUCGGUACGGUCACCCACACCAUGGAAGUGUCCUGCUGA
Messenger RNA from Scomber japonicus (chub mackerel), 1392 nucleotides. RefSeq names its product NDRG family member 4 (gene ndrg4). Gene Ontology annotation, cellular component: cytoplasm. Gene Ontology annotation, biological process: signal transduction; positive regulation of ERK1 and ERK2 cascade; brain development. The transcript has 18 exons. Lineage: Eukaryota; Metazoa; Chordata; Actinopteri; Scombriformes; Scombridae. The record is from RefSeq and is a predicted model, not a curated record. The coding region runs from base 1 to 1392 and encodes 463 amino acids.